Messenger RNA from Trypanosoma theileri, 4950 nucleotides. RefSeq lists its product as uncharacterized. The transcript has a single exon. Lineage: Eukaryota; Euglenozoa; Kinetoplastea; Trypanosomatida; Trypanosomatidae. Bases 1 to 4950 code for a protein of 1649 amino acids. The record is from RefSeq and is a predicted model, not a curated record.
AUGCAGCCACGUAGACCAGAUGCCCGUGGUUUACGUGCACGUCGUCGUCGUGGCUCUACAGCCGCAGCGUUGCUUGAAAACACCACUGCUAGUGGUGGUGCUAGUAAUAGUGGUGGUCGUGGAAACAGUAAAGAACAACGAUCUAUAUUGGGAAGAGAUACCGCGAAUUUGUUUGAACGUAUGAAGAAACGUACUGUUGAAAUGCGAAAAGCAGAAGAACGUGUAGAGGAACGUGAGGAGUUUAUCAAAUCCCGUUAUGCCUCUUGUGCUUCUGGCUCCUUCGCCGCCGCACCUUCUACUGGUAUGGCAGGAGUUGCCCCUGCACCGUUUGAUAAGGAUGAAGUACUUGCAGAACUUGUGGCGACGAAUAAAUCUAAUUUUCUGAAAUUAGAUCAGGAACUAUCAGAGGAUCAUCGUAUUGCUACACGUCGUUUACAUGCAGCUGUAUUUGCACAUGCCGGUGAUUUUCUACAAUUAUUCCGUGAUGUAAACCGGGCGAGUGCAUUAGUGGAACAAUUGAAGGGACGUGUACAAGGGACGAAAGCCGCUAUAUCGGCUAUUAGUAAAUUCAGUACAUAUAAUGAUGGAAGUAAUAAUAGUGGGAGUGGUAGUGGGAGUAAUAACUUGGAUGGAGAUAAUCGUGCUGUGGAAAGUACUUUUCGAGUUUCACUUCUUAGUGGAAGUAGUCAUAAGAGUAAGAGUGGAAUGGGAGGCCAAGGAGGUAAGGCACUUGUACGUCCAAGUCUUAUUGCCACGCGAUUAUCACGACCACGAGACUCAACAGAUAUCUUUUCUGCUCAAUUAUUUCCUGUAUCUGGUGCGGUGAGUAGUAGGAGUCGUGGUAAUAAUAAUAAUAAUAAUAAUAGUGCUGGUGUUGGUAGAGGGGGUGGUAAUAAGAAUAAUAAUAACAAUAAUAUCAAUAAUAAUAAUAAUGAAACCUCUAUGCAGUUAUUAUCCACCACGCGUUCAUUAAAUACACCAUCCACACGUUUAUGGCGUGAUGCCACGUUAACAGGAGCGACGGCUACUUCUGCUGCUGGUGGGGCAACGGCGAUGUUGCGACAUAAUAGACAAGGACAAUUGGAAGAAAAUAAUAAUGGUAAAUCCAGUGGUUUGAGUUUCACAGAUAUUCUUCUCUUUGCAGAUGUUCUCAAACAGGAGAUAUUACAAUUAAUUGCGGAGCGGCGAUAUACAGAAGCCGCAGAGUUAAUGCGAGGUGUAGAAGCAGAAGCAAAUGCCAAAGGAUGUAUGCCACUCUUAUUAGCAUUAGAAGAAGUGUUUGUGCGUAGUGUAACGGAAAGACUACAUGAUGUCCCAAUGCCAUUAAUGUAUAGUGAGAGUAUACAUAUUCCACUUGUACAGUUGCUUUUACGGUUUGGGAGAUUACGUAGUGGAUCUCGGACCUUUUUUCAUCUCCAUGCGGGAUGGUUAGAUGGAGAAAUGUAUAAACUACAAUUACGUAUAGAUCCACAACAUGGUGCUCUUAUCGCUAGUGAUUUUCUUGUUUCUGCCAUGCAAGAAGUAUUAGAACGACAACAGAAUUUAUGGCGAUCCAUUGCAGAUGAUAAUAAACAUCCUUUGACAACUAAUACAACAAUUACUAAUACUAAUACUAAAGGUGAUGGGGGAGUAGAGGCUUCUACAGGCGAAGAAGAAAAAAAGAAGAACAGUAGUACUACUUCUACUACUACUACUGCUACUACUACUACUACUACUACUACUACUACUACUAUUAAUAAUAAUAAUAAUAAUAAUAAUAAUAAUAAUAAUAAUAAUAAUAAUAAUACCAACAAGUUUUCAGAUAAACUAUUGCCAAACAAUAACAGUGGUGGAAAACCCAUCCGUAGUGAAGAGAAUACCACACAAACUUCUACAAUCGUACAAUUACCACCCAGUUCUGCAGCUGUUCUUUGGGUACAUGAUCGUAUUGACAAAUUAGCCCGUGAGGUAUUAGGAGCUCGGGCUCUCAGUUACGGUAGUGGGGCUGAAGGCGGAGAUCCAUCCCGUUUCCGUCGGGCUGUUGUGAUGUUGGCAGACGCCAUUCGUACAGUUCGUCGAAUGGAUGAGUUUGGCUGUGCGGGCUGCGAUACACAUCUUCUCCGACUGCUCACACCAAGUCUUAUCUAUUUACAGGCAGACUUUAGUGGAUGUACAGAUGAUCGAUUGGAUAGUACAGGGAAAGCCAUGGUGGAGUAUCUUAUUCGGGAUGUAUGGCACAUGUAUGCAAGUCGUGAAAUGGCAUAUAAUCCACAGAUGUGUGAAGAAGUAGCACGGCGUAAUAAUACACUUUGUAGGGAGUUACAACAGAGAUUUCAAGGUCUUUCACAAACGUCGUAUGCCGUUUUGUUGGAAUUACUUCUCGCUCCAGCCUCCUCACGUCUCUUUGUGAGGAGAAGUAAUGAUAGUAAUACCAACAAUAACAGUAAUAGUAAUAAUAAUAGUAUUACCAACAAUAGUAACAAGAAUAUUGCUAAUACUAAUAAUAAUAUUAUUAUUAAUAGGAAUGAUAAUAAGAAUCGAAUGGAGAACAGUAGUAGUGAGACUCUAACAUCUUCACUUCUCCCAGAGCAAUAUACAUUCCUGCGAUAUGCAAAUGGCUGUACACGUGUGCAUGGUAUACUUUUAACAUCCGUUCUUCGCUUUGUAGCAGCUAUGACUGGACAGGAGUUAUUACCAUUAGAGCAAGUGGGUCGUCAGCAGAAGAAUAAGAAGGUGAUGGAUGUCCAUGAUAAUUGGAUGGAAUGUGUUUCAUUUCUACUUUCGAAUGCGGUGGUAACAGAGUCAUUGGAUGUUACGAUGCAACGUUUAUUCCUUUCAUUUAUGCGAACAACAUUACGACAACGGCAAGCUCUUGUAACCUUUUUACAAUCUGGAGAAUUUACAGAUAUGCAUCGUAAAGUAUUCCCUGCAGAUAACAGAAUUUCCCCAUUAUCUCCAUCCGCCUCUGUAACACGAUGGGUGUUUGGGGCUAUGCAAUUACUUCUCGCAGAUGUAUUGAGUGCUUCUGUGUGGAUUGCCUUUCUCUCACGUGGACGGGCAUUAUCUUAUAUGUUGUUAGAUGCCACUUUAGCCUUUCAGGUUCAAUAUCUAGAGGAAUUACGGCGAGUAUUACCACGACUGGUGCAAGGAUGGAUGGUGGCAGCAUUAAGUUUAUCCCACAGUGUAGAUGCCGCGCAGGAUCUUCUCUUGGGAGAUGCCGCUUUACUCACAUUUGAUGGGGAUAAUGAGAUGAAGAUGGCCACAGCAGUAGCAGCGGCCGCAACAUCUAAAGUAUUUACUGCACGUCCUCCCACUAUUAAUAGUAAUAAUAAUAAUAAUAAUAAUAAUAAUAAUAAUAAUAAUACUAAUAAUAAGUAUUCUUCUUCUUCUUCUUCGCCUUCGGUGAAUCUUGUGGAGGAUACAAAUGGUGCACGGGAUGCCGCUGCGCAUCUUAUUCAAACUGCAGCUGUAAAUGAAACACGUUUAAAACCUUUUCUAUUGGAUCUUGUUAAAAGACGCUUCUCUUCAUACAAUACAAGUAAAGAGAAAUCGGCACUCUUGUGUGUACCAUUACCACCACCACCAUCACCUGUUUGGUGUCUGCGUGGGGUAUUAGGGAAUUAUCCACACUUCCCUAUUGAUGGUAACUUUGAUCAUGAGGAUGAAUUGUUUCUUUUUCAUUGGUGUGUGCAAAUGUCAUUAAAUAUAUUGGCCUUUUUUCAAGAACAACUUCUCGUUCCUACCCAUGUUGUAAAUCAGCGAUGGGCAGCCCAACACACCACCGCUAAUACUCCUACUACUACUCAUACUACUAGUGAUAAUGUUAGUAAUAGUAAUAGUAAGAAUAAUAAAAGUGGUUCUCCAUUUCCUUUACGUAGUUGUGUCUCCCCACAGGAGGAAUCAGUGAUUGGAGCGUUAGAAACGGGUGGUGGAAAUUACGCCGGUGCUGUGGCAUUAUUACAAUUUAUUGUUUUUCGUCUCUUACGAGAUAUAUUGUGUAAUGUAGAGACAUGGAGUACUUUAUAUAAUGUUUCCACAGAAGUAUGGAGAAAAUCAGAAGGGGUAUUACGACAACAGAUAUUUUUCUUUGCUGUAUUCCUGCGAUUCUGGUCACCAUUGUUUGUGGGUGGUGUGAAGACAAACACAUAUGGACAAUGCACAAUGUCAAAUAGAAAUAACAACACAGAUGGAGUCCCAUCAUUGGUGCUUUUGCAGUGGUUAACUUGUGCGGCAAAUACAAAAGAGUCUUCAAAAGACCAACCACAACAACAACAACAACAACAACAACGGGUCUUUGAUGUGGAAAGUUUGGCUUUCUCUCGGAAUAUGGGAUCCACAGCAGCAACGGCAUCCACUACACAGGGAUUAGGUUCAUGGAGAAAUCAAAAUAAUAAUAAAAGUAAUAAUAAUAACAGCAGUACUAGUAAUAUCAGCAUCAGUACUAACAACGAUAGUAAGAAUGAUAACAAGCCGCCACUCUCACCCCAAUCACCGACUAGCAGACAGAGAUUUAAUGCAAAUAAUAUGAAUGCCGGGGAGAAUACCACCAACACCAACACCAGCAGCAGCCCUCGUCUCAGUAAAAAUAGUGGAGACAAUAGUGAUGAUCCUAGUAAAUUGUUGUUGGAUGUUAUUGGAUCUUUCUUUGAUUCACUACAAGAACCAAGGGGAUUGCCGGCGAUUACCUCGGAUGUAACUAUAAGUCGUGUAGAAAAAGUCAUUACAGCUGUUAACUUAAAUGAUUUUGUUGGAAAGACGAAAUUAGUCGAUGAUGAUGAUGAUGAUAGUGAUGAUGAUGAUAGUGAAUCUGAUAGGAACAGUUCAAGCAGUAAGUCAGAUCGUACCGUGCGAUCGAGUUCAUCCUCAUUAUCAUCCGAUAUAUUGAGAAAACAGGGGAAUCCAGAGAAGGAUGAUGUGACACUCUCACAUGUACACAAGUUACUUCAGCAUUACAUAGCACCACUACUAUAA